Baudoinia panamericana UAMH 10762 is the source of this 342-nucleotide messenger RNA. RefSeq lists its product as uncharacterized. The transcript has 2 exons. The record is from RefSeq and is a predicted model, not a curated record. The annotation marks the transcript as partial. Lineage: Eukaryota; Fungi; Ascomycota; Dothideomycetes; Mycosphaerellales; Teratosphaeriaceae.
CGAAGCCUCACCUCCUCCGCCGCCCGUAAAGCAGGCGACUCACACGCACAUGACGACCACUACGAUCAACCCUCCGGCUAUCUUUGGGGCGUGAAGCCGGGUGAGAAGUACGAAAAUGAGGGCUGGGAAGGGGUGUUUUACUAUGGGUUUUGCGGGAGCCUGUUGUUUGGACUAGUGGGGUAUUGUUAUAAGCCUGAUACGAGCAUACAGACGUGGGCACUGGAAGAGGCGCGGAGACGGUUGGAGGCGGAGGGCAUAUUGGAGGAUCCGGAGCAGAAGCGGUGAUGACCAAUGGUCUCUGUACGCGCAACAUGCUCGCUAUAGGGACACGAUAAGAGCCAG